Messenger RNA from Balaenoptera ricei (Rice's whale), 5801 nucleotides. It is a transcript of the gene KIF26A, whose product is annotated as kinesin family member 26A. The transcript is spliced from 16 exons. Bases 120 to 5783 code for a protein of 1887 amino acids. Gene Ontology annotation, molecular function: microtubule motor activity; microtubule binding; ATP binding. The record is from RefSeq and is a predicted model, not a curated record. Gene Ontology annotation, biological process: microtubule-based movement. NCBI's taxonomy places the organism in Eukaryota, Metazoa, Chordata, Mammalia, Artiodactyla, Balaenopteridae.
ACUUCGGAGCGGCCGGCCGGGCCAUGGGGGCGUCCCCAGGCCGGAUCACGUAGCCGCGGCGCCCCCGGAGAGCCCUCGUGGCCCCGAAGCGACGGCCCAGCCCUUCCUGCGUCCCGGCCAUGGGCAGCCGCGGCGCCCCCCUGUGUGCGGCGCAACCCGCGGUGGCAGAGGGCGGCCCGGCCCGCGAGCCGCUGCAGCUGCUGGAGGUGCCCCCCCGCAAGAGGCUGACAGCCGGGCCCGAGCAGGACCCAUGCGGCAGCCGCCCUGCGCCCGAGGGCGCCGGGGCGGGCGCGGAGCAGGGCCACUCCGCCGGUGGAGGCGGCUGGUGCCGCCACUGCCACACGAAGCUCGCCGAGCUCAAGAGACAGGCGUGGAAGCUGGUCGGCGGGCCCGGGACACCCCUCCGGGACCCGUGCCUCUCCGCUCUGCUUCUUGACGAGCUGCCUGCGUGUCGCCCGGAGGCUGAGCGCCGCUGUGACGUCUGUACCACGCACCUGACCCAGCUCACACGGGAGGCCCUGCGGCUGCUGCAGGCGCCCGCCAGCCGCGAGGACCCUGACGCCCCCCAUGGAGGCCCUGGACUCAUGCCCCCCAGCCCCGGCGCCGCCACCAGCCCGAGGGAUGGACCGGCGCCGGUGGGCCCGGUGGGGCGGCAGCUGGGCCGAGCGGGGCCAGACAGGAGGAAGGGGCUGGGCUGGCCGUCCGGGCCCAGCGUCCAGGUGUCGGUGGCACCCGCUGGCCUGGGCGGGGCACUGAGCACGGUCACCAUCCAGGCCCAGCAGUGCCUAGAGGGCAUGUGGAGCGUCUCGAGGGUCAACAGCUUCCUGCCACCGACGUGCCUGGCUGAAGCAGCGGUGGCCGCGGUGGCGGUGGCAGACACGGUCCGGGACGGCCCCCCUUCCGCGGGCCCUGAUGGCGCGUCGAAGACGUGGAGCCGCGGCGGGGCCUGCACAACGGCCCUGGUCACCCCAGCCCCGGGCACCCCAGCGGGGGCCUCCACGGGCCCAUCAGCCGCAGCCUCCUUCUUCCUCAGGGCUGCCCAGAAGCUCAGCCUGGCCUCCAAGCGCAAGAAGCCCCACCCGCCGCCGGCCCCCGCCGCCCGCGGAGCCUCCACCUACCCCACAGACUUCAGUGGGGUCCUGCAGCUGUGGCCGCCCCCUGUGCCCCCCUGCCUGCUCAGGACCACCUCCAAGGCCAAGGACAACCCCAGCAGUGUCGGAAAGGUGAAGGUCACGCUGCGGAUCUGGCCUGCGCAGGGGGCCCGGCGCUCGGCCGAGUCCACGUCCUUCCUGAAGGUGGACCCGAGGAAGAAGCAGGUGACCCUCUAUGACCCGGCCACAGGGCCCCCAGGCAGCACGGGCCCCCGACACGCCACCACGGCUGCCGUUCCCAAGAUGUUUGCCUUCGAUGCCGUCUUCCCCCAGGACUCGGAGCAGGCCGAGGUCUGCUCGGGGACAGUGGCCGACGUGCUCCAGUCGGUGGUCAGCGGGGCCGAUGGCUGCAUUUUUUCCUUCGGCCACACGAGCCUUGGCAAGUCCUACACCAUGAUCGGGAAGGACAGCUCGCCCCAGAGCCUGGGCAUCGUGCCCUGCGCCAUCUCCUGGCUCUUCAGGCUCAUUGACGAGCGCAAGGAGAGGGUGGGCGCCCGCUUCUCCGUCCGCGUCUCGGCCGUGGAGGUGUGCGGCCGGGACCAGAGCCUGCGGGACCUGCUGGCCGAGGUGGCCUCCAGCAGCCUGCAGGAUGCCCAGUCCCCGGGGGUGCACCUGCGGGAGGACCCCGUCUGCGGGGCGCAGCUCCAGAACCAGAGCGAGCUGCGGGCGCCCACGGCUGAGAAGGCGGCCUUCUACCUGGACGCGGCGCUGGCUGCGCGCAGCACCAGCCGGGCCGGCGGCGGCGAGGACGCCCUGGGCAGCUCGCACAUGCUCUUCACGCUGCACGUGUACCAGUACCGUGUGGAGAAGUGCGGCAGGGGUGGAAUGUCUGGAGGGCGCAGCCGCCUGCACCUCAUCGACUUCGGCAGCUGUGAGGGGGCACCCGGUAGGGGUGGGGAGGCCCCCGGGGGCCCGCCAUAUCUGUCCUUGUCGGCCUUGGGCAGCGUCAUCUUGGCCCUGGUCAGCGGAGCCAAGCACGUGCCCUACAGGGAGCACAGGCUCACCAUGCUGCUGCGGGAGACCCUGGCCACCGCCAACUGCCGCACCACCAUGAUCGCCCACGUCUCCGAUGCGCCUGCCCGCCACGCCGAGACGCUGAGCACCGUGCAGCUGGCCGCCCACCUCCACCGCCUGCGUAGGAAGAAGGUUAAGUACGCGUCCAGCUCCUCGGGGGGGGACAGCUCCUGCGAGGAAGGCCGUGCCCGCCGCCCCCCGCGCCUGCGACCCUUCCACCCGCGCUCGGCAGCCCCAGACCCCGAGCGCCUGGCCGCCAGCUCGCCCGGCGACCCCGACUACUCGUCCAGCAGCGAGCAGUCCGGCGACACCGUCAUCUACGUGGGGCCGGGGGGGGCGGCGCUGUCGGACCGCGAGCUCACGGACAGCGAGGGCCCCCCCGACUUUGUGCCCAUCAUCCCCUCCCUGAGCCGCCGCCGCCCCUCCCGGGGCCCGCGUGAUGCUGACCACUUCCGCUGCAGCACCUUCGCGGAGCUGCAGGAGCGGCUGGAGUGCAUCCACGGCAGCGAGGGCCCCCAGGGAGGCCCGGCGGGCGCCAGCGGAGCCCAGGCGAGCCCGGCCCGCGGGGGCAGGAAGCCCUCGCUGCCCGAGGCCGCGGCCCCCAGGAAAGCCGUGGGCUCCCCACUGGCCGCCAGCACGCCUCGCGGCAGCCCCGGCCCGGAUACCCACCGGGGGGCCCCGGAGCCCUCCAAGGCUGGUGGUGACCAGAGAGAGGACGGCAGUGCCAGGCCUGAGCUGCCUGUGCCGGAUAAGGCCGCGGGGGGCAGAGGCAGGAGGCCGCUGCCCAGCCCGGCCCCCCCGCUGCCUCGGCAGCCGGAAGCUGGCGGGGCCGCAGAGGAGCCUGGGGGAGCCGACGGUGUGGGUGUGGUGCGGACACCCCCCGUGGGCAGGAGUGGGCAGGAGGGCUGCCCCCGCCCAUCCGCACGCGGCCGCCGUCUGGAGCGGGGCCUGCUGACCACCACGGUGACCUUGCAGCAGCCCGUGGAGCUCAAUGGCGAGGACGAGCUGGUGUUCACGCUGGUGGAGGAGCUGUCCCUGGGGGGGCUGGCUGGCCCCGGGCGCCCCUCCAGCCUGGCCAGCCUCAGCAGCAACUGCUCCCUGCAGGCCCUGGCCUCGGGUUCGAGGCCAGUCAGCAUCAUCAGCAGCAUUAACGACGAGUUCGACGCGUGCACCUCGCAGGCCCCCGGGGCGGCCCUGGGCGGGGCGGCCCUGGACGGUGGGGCCCUGGACGGGGCGGCCCUGGACGGUGUGGCCCUGGACGGGGCGGCCGGGGCUGGCGGCAGCCGCGGCUCCUCCAUCAGCUCGUGGCUCAGCCAGGUCAGCGUGUGCGCGGCCGACAGCCCCGGCCCCGCCCCGCGGCCUCCCUCGCGGGCCAGCCCAGACCCCUCCGGCCCCGACUCGCCCGCGGGGCCUGACCCUCUGGGCUCCCCGACCCUGGACGGCCCCUUGGAGGACGGCAGCUUUCAGUUCUCAGAGCGUGACAGACCCGACAGUCCCGGCCCCGCCCAGAGGCCUUGUCCCACGGAGGAGGCCACGGCAGCUGCCAGCCGACCUGGCCGGGAGCCCCACGCCGCGUCUCCACGGGGGGCCGCCCCGGCACAAACUAUCCACUCCAGCCUUCCCCGCAAACCGAGGACUACCUCAGCGGCCAGUCGUGUGGGCUGCCCCCGCCUGGCCCCGGGCCCGCCUGGCCCCGGAGGCCUCGAGGACCCUUGGCUGCUCCGGGCGGACGAAUGUGGCCCGCUGCCCCUGGCCUCUGCCAGCAGGGGCCCCAGCCUGGCCCCGAUGCUGGCUUGUGCCCGGAGGGUGGUGGACGGCUGUGAGGUGGGCAGGGCAGCCCACAGGCCAGAGGCCGUGGCUCAGAUCCCACCGCUGCGGAGGGGGGCCACCACGCUGGGUGUGACCACGCCCUCCACAUCCUUCGGGGACGCCUCGGCCGAGGCAGCGGCCUGCCCGGGCAGCCCAAAGGCCGCCUCCAGCAGCAAGAAGAGUGUGGCCUCCAAAGGGGACCUCUGCCCGAGGCCUGGCGGGGUGGCCCCCCCGGCCCCGCCGGUGCGCAAGUCCAGCCUGGAGCACAAGAACAGCCCAGCGCCGGCCCCUCCCCAGGCCGGCAGCCUGGCCUGGGCCGGGGCUGCUGCCUUCCUCCGAGGGGAGGGGGAGGCCAGGCCGGGCGGCCGGGCCGACCACUCCAUCCCCAGGGCCACGUCCAGCCUGAAGGCCCGGGCUGGCAAGGCAGAGGCGGGGUGCCGUCCCGCCACUCACGGGUCUCUGGAGCGGUGCGAGGGCCUGGCGCACGGCAGCAGCAAGGCCAGGGAAGGCCCCGGGAGGCCGGCCCGGGCCGUGCCCAGGUUGGGUGUGCCGCCUGCCAGCCCCACGCCUGGGCCCGCUCCUGCCUGUAGGAGCAGCCCGGCCAAGGGCGUGGGGGCCCCCAAGCCCCCCACCAGCGGGGGCAAGGGCCGCAGCCCGGCGGCAGGCGGGUCCAGGGCUCUGGGUGCUUCGGUGAAGCCGCUGGCCCCUGCGGCGGGCAGGACCCCUGGGGGCCCGGUGACGGGCCCCAGGGUCGCCCCGCGAGCAGUGCCUUGCGUUGGGGCCAAGGCCAGCCGGGGCACCAUCAUGGGCACCAAGCAGGCGCUCCGGGCCGCCCACAGCCGUGUCAAUGAGCUGGCAGCCGGCGGAGGCCACGGCCGAAGUGGCCCCUUGUGGGGCUCGGCCGACUCGGACAGCGGCAACGACAGCGGCGUGAACGUGUCCGAGGAGCGGCCGCCCGUGGGCCCGGUGCUGCCCUCUCCGUACAGCAAGGUGACGGCCCCGCGGCGGCCGCAGCGCUACAGCAGCGGCCACGGCAGCGACAACAGCAGCGUGCUGAGCGGGGAGCUUCCGCCCGCCAUGGGCCGCACGGCCCUCUUCUACCACAGCGGCGGCAGCAGCGGCUACGAGAGCAUGAUGCGCGACAGCGAGGCCACCGGCAGCGCCUCCUCGGCCCCCGACUCCAUGAGCGACAGCGGGGCUGCGUCCCCGGGCGCCCGCUCCCGCAGCCUCAAGUCCCCCAAGAAGAGAGCCACAGGUCUGCAGCGGCGACGGCUGAUCCCGGCCCCGCUGCCCGAUGCCGCUGCCCUGGGCCGCAAGCCCAGCCUCCCCGGCCAGUGGGUGGACCUGCCGCUGCCCCUGGCUGGCUCGCUGAAGGAACCCUUCGAGAUCAAGGUGUACGAGAUUGAUGACGUGGAGCGCCUGCAGCGGCACCGCCUGCCCCCGGGGGAGGACCCGGCCGAGCCCUCCCAGAAUGCAGAGAAGGGCCCGGUGUGCGUCAGUGCGAAGUUGCGGCUGGCCGAGCGUAGGCAGCAGCGGCUGCAGGAGGUGUGGGCCAAGCGUGAGACGCUCCGCGAGGAGCUGGCUGAGACCCAGGGCCGUCUGAUGGUGGAGCCCGGCCGCUGGCUGGAGCAGUUCGAGGUGGACCCGGAGCUGGAGCCCGAGUCGGCCGAGUACCUGGCGGCCCUGGAGCGCGCCACGGCCGCCCUGGAGCAGUGCGUGAAUCUGUGCAAGGCCCGCGUCAUGAUGGUCACCUGCUUCGACAUCAGCGCCGCCACCGCUGCCCCGGGGCCGCAGGAGGUGGACGUCUGAGGCUGGGCACUGGGACAC